Molecule: messenger RNA, 1093 nt
Organism: Pseudo-nitzschia multistriata
Lineage: Eukaryota; Bacillariophyta; Bacillariophyceae; Bacillariales; Bacillariaceae
Source: the annotation of a GenBank genome assembly
GAGGUCUUUCCCGAAAAAUCUUUGGACGAUUGAUGGCUGCUUGGUGCUCGUGUCAAGCACUCGCUCGUCUUCGCAAAUCGGCAACUUGAACAUAAACUUUAUUCAAUUCAAUUUAAAUCAAAUAAUCAAUAUUCCACCAUGAAGCUCGCCAUUUUCGCUACUCUCGUUGCUUCCGCAUCUGCUUUCUCCAUCAACAAGGCUGAUAUGGCCAAGGUAUGUUUUGUUCGAUCAAAAUUUGAUGAAAAUCGGCUCGGUGAAGCUAAAGAUACGCUUUUACAAUUUUUUUGUGGGGCCCGUGCCAUACGUGUGUCGUUGUUUAAAAAUUAUCGUUGACACCAUGGUCUUGGAUUUUAUCGUGUAGAGCACGUGAGCGAUAAAAUCUUUGCCAUCACAAAAUGGUUGAUGCCGCCUACCAAGACGGCAUCAAAGACUGUUUCUUCUCUGUUGAUGACGCUAACUACCGGUUACGGGUCAAUGCGAAGGAAUCGACUUUCGUGCUUACCAUGGAUUGUGAAUGAAAUCGACAUCGAAGCAAAAGUUCUCUGACUCACCCAUUAUGCUGCUCCCCGCAACCUUACACCGUGUACCAACAGGCCGCCGCCGCCGGAGCUAUUGCGUUCGGAGUUGCCGCCCCUGCCUACGCCGGAGAUGUCGGUAACGGAGAAACCGUCUUCAACGCCAACUGCGCUGCUUGCCACGCCGGUGGACAGAACGUCAUCAUGCCUGACAAGACUCUUGAGAAGGAAGCCCUCGAGAAGUACCUUGCCGGAGGACGAAACGAAGCCGCCGUCCGAACUCAGGUCACCAACGGAAAGAACGCCAUGCCUGCCUUCGGUGGGCGUCUUGACGACGACCAAAUCGCCGAUGUUGCUGCCUACGUCAUCGCCACUUCCGAAGAGGGAUGGGAUUAAACUAUUGAAUUGGGUAACAGUUUAACUAAUCCUCUUGCGCAUAUGGUCAGCGAAAAAGCACCACGCAAUCAUCAGGGUUAUCCCUGGAUUGCGACCGACCGCGGCGUUUUAAGCCGGCUUCCGUUGCCGCCACCCCGGUCACAUUUUUAAUGUAGCGAUAGCCAUAAAAUCACGUUACACUG